Messenger RNA from Mercenaria mercenaria, 1968 nucleotides. RefSeq lists its product as uncharacterized. Lineage: Eukaryota; Metazoa; Mollusca; Bivalvia; Venerida; Veneridae. The transcript has a single exon. Gene Ontology annotation, biological process: proteolysis. The record is from RefSeq and is a predicted model, not a curated record. Gene Ontology annotation, molecular function: aspartic-type endopeptidase activity. Bases 1 to 1968 code for a protein of 655 amino acids.
AUGGCACAGGGAUUACCAGUGUUCUCUAAUUUUGUUGUUAACGAGCCUGCUGUGGACAAUAGAUGGAAAAAAUGGUGUCACCGUCUAGAGAAUCUACUAAUUGGUUUGGACAUAACUAAUGAAAAGAGAAAGAGAGCCUUACUUCUAUAUUAUGCCAGGGAAGAAGUAAAUGUUAUUUUCGAUACACUAUCCGAGACAGGUGAUGAUUAUAAGACUGCUCUUUUGAAACUUACGGAAUACUUUGCACCGAAAAAAUGCACUGAGUACGAGGUGUACAAAUUUCGCCAAGCAAAACAAGAGUCAAGUGAGACAAUUGACACGUACCAUACAAGGCUACGACAGCUCUGUAAAAACUGUGAAUUUGCCGACAAAGACAAGGAAAUAAAAUCACAGAUUAUCCAAGGAUGUCAGUCAACAAGUUUACGUCGCAAAGCGCUGAAACAAGAUAUAACUUUGGAUGAAUUGAUUCAAGAAGCUCGUGCACUGGAAUUAUCUGACAAACAUGCUUCCGAAAUUGAACAUGGUACGGAUGAAAGUGCAAACAGGGUUACAAAAAGGAAAUUCACACCGAAGAAAAUUACUGCAAACAAACCAAAUGUUAAGCAAAAACAAAGAAAAUGUCGAAACUGUGGAUUUGAAAACCCUCACAAGACAAAAUGUCCAGCGCAUGGUAAAGAAUGUUUAUAUUGUCACAAGAAAGACCAUUUUGAAAGUGUGUGCCGUUCAAAAACAAUGAAAUCUAGGAAAACUAACAAUCUAAAUGAUUAUUCAUCGAGUGAUGACAGUGACCAAAGUGACAAUUAUGCAUUUGGACUAACUGUAAAUGCCAUGUCCAGGAGACCAUACGUAAGUGCUUCAGUUAAUGGACACAAUGUCAAGUUCCUAAUCGACACUGGUUCUUCAGUUAAUGUACUAGAUCAAGAGACGUACAACAAAAUGAAUCAGAAACCAAAGCCUCAAAAACAAAACAUGAAAGUAUUUGCAUAUGGCACUGAUUCUCAUAUCAAACUUCUGUGGAAAUUUGUGACUACCGUUGAAACAAAACAGAAGUACACUACAGCUGAAAUUUUGGUGACAGAAGGCAAAAGCGAUAAUCUGUUAUCGUAUCUCACAUCAGUAGAAUUACAAGUGAUUCCAGAAAUUCAAACACUGCAGCUUAGUAUGGUCGAUGAAAUUUGCAAAAACUACGAUUCAGUAUUUACUGGUAUUGGGAAAUACAAGGAUAAGCAGAUUGACCUAAUAAUCGAUCCGGAUGUACAGCCCGUGUCACAAUCGCAUAGACGAAUACCUUUCCAUCAACGGAAACAAGUCGAAAAGGAAUUGAAGCGUCUAGAAGACUUGGACAUUAUUGAAAAGGUAGAAGGAGCUACAGAUUGGGUUUCACCGAUAGUGGUAACAUCAAAACCAAAGUCAAAAACAAAUGAAAUUAGAUUAUGUGUUGAUAUGAGGUUGCCCAAUACAGCAAUCAAACGAACAAAACACAUCAUUCCUACGUUGGUUGAUAUGAUAGUUGAUUUGAAUGGAGCAAAAGUGUUUUCAAAACUAGAUUUAAAUCAAGGAUAUCAUCAGCUAGAACUCUCAGAACCAUCUCGAAAUGUGACGACAUUCACAACACAUGUUGGAAUCAGGCGAUACAAACGUCUAAGUUUUGGAAUAAAUAGAGCUGCUGAAAUUUUCCAAAAUACACUACGCACUGCGCUAGAAGGACUUGAUGGCGUAAGAAACAUUAGCGAUGACAUCAUCGUGUAUGCGGAAAAUCAGGCACAACAUAACAAACGUUUAGAAGCUGUUUUGAAACGACUCAAAGAUAAAGGUUUUACGCUUAACAAAAGGAAAUGUGAGUUCAACAAGCGCAAGAUUGAAUUCUUUGGAUAUGUAUUUAGUGAAGAUGGAAUCUCUGCCGAUCGAAAGAAAUGUGAAGCUAUCAAAAAUGCUCAAGCUCCCAAAAAAUGUGUCAGAAGUACGUAG